AUGUGGUUCUACCGCAGGGUCGAUCACGGGACGCCUCCAGCGGGUUAUUGCCUGAGGUUGGAGGGGGCCGAGAUAGGGGUCGAAACCAACAUGAAGUAUCUGGGCCUGACCCUCGACAGCCACUGGACCUUCGGCGCUCACUUCGAGCGCCUGGCACCGUAUGUCGAAGCGAUGGCGAACGCCUUAGGAUGGUUGCUGCCUCGGCUGGGCGGGCCCGACGUCGGAGUGCGCCGGCAGUACGCCGGCGUGGUGCGAUCGAGGCUCCUCUACGGAGCUCCGAUCUGGGCGGAGGACCGGAUGGACAGCCGCUGCAGUCUCCUAAAGGUCAGGAAGCUGCACAGGACGGUGGCCAUCAGGGUAGUGAGGGUCUUCCGCACCAUUUCGGCGGCAGCAGCGUCGGUGCUCGCCGGGUUUCCCCCGUUCGAACUGCAGGCACUGAGGUAUCGCGAGAUUUACCUCCACAUUCGGGGUUUGUCGGACCGGGUCGGUCCGGUGGACGCCGACGUUAGGGUUCGGGCUCGGCGGGCCUUGCUCGACAGAUGGCGCGCCAGCCUCAAUAUGAGAGCGGACGCGCCAGGGCUGAGGGUCUUCGAGGCCGUCCUUCCAAACUGGGAUGUUUGGUUGGACGGUGGCGGGCACCCUACAUGGUGA
Messenger RNA from Bombus terrestris (buff-tailed bumblebee), 651 nucleotides. RefSeq lists its product as uncharacterized. The coding region runs from base 1 to 651 and encodes 216 amino acids. The transcript has a single exon. The record is from RefSeq and is a predicted model, not a curated record. Lineage: Eukaryota; Metazoa; Arthropoda; Insecta; Hymenoptera; Apidae.